UGUCAUGGGCUUGUUGUGGCCCAUAUCUGCUGAAAAUAAGAGAGAGCAAGAGAGAGAGAGAGAGAGAACGAACGAGCGAUAUGGCGACGGUGGUGAAGGGCGUUGUGAAGGCGAUCAGAGAGAGAGGUCUCCGCACCUUCUUAAAGGAGCUAAAGGAAGAUGGCUACGCAAACUGCAUUUUCGAUGGAAACCUUCUGCAAACUAAAAUCCACAACAUUGGGGCAAGGCUUGUAGGUGUUGAUAAAAUUGGCAAUAAAUAUUAUGAGAAGCUUGACAUUCAAUAUGGAAGACACAGGUGGGUUGAAUAUGCAGAGAAGGGUCGCUACAAUGCUUCUCAAGUACCACCAGAAUGGCAUGGUUGGCUGCACUACAUAACUGAUCGUACAGGGGAUGAGCUUCUGAUGCUAAGACCAAAGAGGUAUGGCAUUGAACACAAAGAAAAUUUCACUGGUGAGGGUGAUGAGUUUAUAUACCAUUCCAAAGGGCACAGCCUGAAUCCAGGCCAGAGAGACUGGACCAGGUACCAACCGUGGCAACCAACCAAGCCUUGAGUUAUUAUCACAGCACAUUCGUGAUCAAACUUGAAAGAAAUCUUACAGUAUUCUGGUCUGUAUUCGAUUAAUAAAAUGGCUUGUACUUUGUGUUAGCUGUGAAUCUUCUGUAAUGUUUGCUGCUGUAUGGAAAUGACACUGUUAAACUUGAUAGUUCAAUGAAUGAAUGCUCUUUGUUAUUGUGUGAUUAA
Prunus dulcis (almond) is the source of this 742-nucleotide messenger RNA. Its product is annotated as probable NADH dehydrogenase [ubiquinone] 1 alpha subcomplex subunit 12. Lineage: Eukaryota; Viridiplantae; Streptophyta; Magnoliopsida; Rosales; Rosaceae. The coding region runs from base 81 to 551 and encodes 156 amino acids. Gene Ontology annotation, cellular component: membrane. The record is from RefSeq and is a predicted model, not a curated record. The transcript has 5 exons. Gene Ontology annotation, biological process: response to oxidative stress; mitochondrial respiratory chain complex I assembly.